This is a messenger RNA of Prunus persica (peach), 3826 nucleotides long. Its product is annotated as monodehydroascorbate reductase, seedling isozyme. Gene Ontology annotation, molecular function: oxidoreductase activity, acting on NAD(P)H; flavin adenine dinucleotide binding. The record is from RefSeq and is a predicted model, not a curated record. Gene Ontology annotation, cellular component: cytoplasm. The transcript is spliced from 6 exons. Bases 55 to 1719 code for a protein of 554 amino acids. NCBI's taxonomy places the organism in Eukaryota, Viridiplantae, Streptophyta, Magnoliopsida, Rosales, Rosaceae.
AGUUUGUUCCAAGGUUUUUACCAUUCAGUGAAGCCAGGAAGUAGGAACUCGCCGAUGGGAUUUCUUGCGCCAAUUUGUGAAAGAAUAAUGUUCAUAUGGGCUCUGGUUACUAGAUGGUUCAGAUAUCAGAGAAACCUUGAAGUUAAUAUGAAUACUCUGAAAAGAAUGUUAGAAGAGCUAGAUAGCCAAACUGAAGAUAUAGGUAAAAAAUUAGAGGCUGAGCCUCCCCUUCCGAUUAGAAGACACGAAGAUGAAGUCUAUGAGUGGUUAGAGAAUGUGGAAAGGAUCAAAAUUAGAAUACAAAUUAUCGAACAACUUGGCGAAAGGAAAUAUCUCUCAUGUGCACAUUUUGUAAGACUUGUUGAUGAAAAAAUUGGAGAAGUUAAGGAAUUGCUUCAGAAAGGUAGUUUGUAUAGUGAGAUUUCGAUGAAGAAGCAGUUCAAGUACGUGAUCAUUGGUGGUGGAGUUGCAGCUGGAUAUGCAGCAAGGGAGUUUGUUAAACAAGGCCUGAAACCAGGUGAGUUAGCAAUCAUAUCAAAAGAAGCAGUGGCACCUUAUGAACGCCCAACACUUAGUAAGGCCUAUCUGUUUCCUGAGGGAGCUGCCAGACUUCCAGGCUUCCAUGUCUGUGUUGGAAGUGGAGGAGAGAGGCUGCUUCCUGAGUGGUAUGUGAAGAAAGGUAUUGAGUUAAUUCUCAGCACAGAAAUAGCUGAAGUAGAUCUUCAUUCGAAGACCCUCACUAGUACCACCGGGAGAACCUUCGAAUUUCAAACUUUGAUCAUUGCAACUGGCUCCAGAGUUAUAAGGUUGACAGAUUUUGGUGUACAAGGAGCUGAUGCCAAAAAUAUUUUCUACUUGAGAGAAAUCAGUGAUGCUGAUGAACUUGUAGAAGCAAUUAGAGCUAAGAAAAAGGGAAAGGUAGUGAUUGUUGGAGGAGGAUACAUAGGUCUUGAAGUCGGAGCAGCUAUGAGAAUCAACCAAUUUGACGUUACCAUGGUUUUUCCGGAGCCAUGGUGCAUGCCUCGGCUUUUCACUAAAGAGAUAGCUGCUUUCUAUGAGGCUUACUAUGCUAACAAAGGAAUUAAAAUCAUCAAGGGUACAGUUGCAGUUGCGUUCGAUGCUGAUACGAAUGGAGAGGUAAAGGCAGUGAAACUCAACGAUGACAGGGUACUGCAAGCUGAUAUUGUAGUUGUUGGGGUUGGGGCAAAGCCUCUCACUGAGUUAUUCAAAGGGCAAGUUGAUGAAGAGAAAGGUGGCAUCAGAACUGAUGGAAUGCUUGAAACAAAUGUCCCGGAUGUAUAUGCUGUAGGUGAUGUGACUACUUUCCCUCUGAAAUUGUACAAUGACAUGAGAAGAAUUGAGCAUGUUGACCAUGCCAGGAAAUCAGCUGAGCAAGCUGUGAAAGCUAUCAGGGCAAGUGAAGAAGGGAAAUCCAUUGAAGUGUAUGACUACCUUCCAUACUUCUAUUCGCGUGCCUUUGAUCUUUCGUGGAAGUUUUACGGAGACAAUGUUGGUGAUCCAUUGAUGUUUGGAGACAAAAACCCAGCAUCCGGAAAGCCAAAGUUUGGAACAGCAUGGAUCAAGAAUGGGAAGAUUGUGGGAGUGUUUUUAGAGGGAGGGACAGAUGAAGAAAACAAGGCUAUUGCCACAAUGGCUAGGGUCCAACCUCCAGCUGAGUAUUUGGAUCAACUGAAAAAGGAGGGUUAUUUCAUUGCUUGACUGGAACUCUAGAUACCAUGUAUAAAAUUGAAUUGAUGGCUUGGGAUUUCAAUGAGUUGGUUUUGUUCCUGCACUUGAACAGAUUGCUAUGUGUGCCCUGGAUUUUAAUUCUGUUUCUUCACAUUUUAUUCUCUGUAUUGAUUUGAUUGGAAAACAAAAAGAUGCUUUCAUUGCACUUUCUUUCUCUUUCACUUAAGGUAUACUCAAAAAUUUGUACACCUCUAACUUGCAUUAUCAUGAAAACCAUUGAACAAAUCUUAUAUAAUUUGUUCACUCAUCCUAUGUAAAUAAUUUCCUCGGUUUGAAAGUACAAAAAUAAAAAGGUUUAAAGUUACUCAUGCACUCAAGGUACUGUGUUUGAAUCUCUCCUCGACAUAUGUUAAAAAAAAAAAAGAGACAAAUGUGACUUGAGUCUAUUACUUCGUUUACCUUAAGAGAAUCUUUUAUAGGUAAUUGGAACGUUAAAAAUAUAUUUUUUUUCCAGGAAAAAAUUACAUGAGAAAAGAAGCACUCCUCUUUCAGAUAAUUAAACGAGAAAAGCACCGACUUAACGUUGUGAGUCUUCUUCCUAGACCAUUAUCUUCAGUUGACAAAUACAAAGCUGGGGUCUUUUGAGUUCCAUUAAACCGAAACGCUAGCGAUAUUCACAGACGCGUAUUGGGUACCAGAACGACACGUCGCUGCCGAAAUGGCUGAAAUUAGAAUUGAGAGAGCCUCUGAUAAGCUGAAAGAGCACAAAUCAAACCCCAACCGCCGAGAAAACAUUGGCGGGCUUCUGGGUCACAUCGCCAAAUUUGCUAUUGACUCCACCAUCAACUUCUCUCUCAAAGCCCUCCCCGGUAGGAAGCGGGGGUAUCAGAUUGUGCAGGAGGGAUUAAAGGAUCAACCCCUUUCAGUUUCUCCUGAUGACACCAAGAAACCAGAAGAUCUUAAGUUGGCAAUGGAGGACAUGAAUGCAAAAAUGGAGAAUAUGCAGGAAGACACGAACAUUGUAAAGCAACAACAUAACAUAUCAGCAGAACAUGUCAUGGGAUCAGCGGAUCCAAAGAAGAUGCCAGACGGAAGAGGCAUUCAGGGGGCGGAUCUUCUGCAGAACAAUAAGAAGAGGAUCUUCAUUCGAUCGCGUCUAUAAAUUAGAAAAUGAGGCUGGUGUAGAUGACCAUAACAGCAAGUCAAAAAUAAACGACUGUAAUCCCAGUAAAAAGAAAAACCAAAUGUAAUGGCGUAUAGUAUUGGGGUUAUAAAUAAUGUGAAAUGUGUCAAAAUUUACUAUUUCAUAUAGAGUUGAUAUUUGAUAUGUAUGAUAUGUAUUAUAUUUAUGUAUUAUGAACUUCACAAAAAGAGUAGAGAUCAUGACUCAUGAGAGGAUCAUGUAAGAAUUCUAUAAGGCUCUCACUAUAAAUGACUCGAGGAUCAUGUUUCCACCCAAGUGGGCUGUUAUUUUCAGUUUGGUAUUGCCAGUCCAGCAAAACCAAGAAAAAACAAAAACAAGGGCAUUUCUGGAAAUUAGAAAACCAUUUUUCGUUUGUGCAUGUUUUUCUCCUCGUGUAGCUUCUCCGUGUUUCCACAUAGUCUCUCUCUGUGUCUCAGACUCACUCUGUCACUCAGCACCGAACAAUGGCGGUAUGGACAGCGGCGGCUCGGCAAGCCGCGAAUAUGGCUCGGAUCUCCUCUCCCAAGUCGGCUUGUACAGCCCAAGCGGCUUCUCUUGUCCAUCGGCGCGGUCUUGCCGGCGGUGGUGAUCAUCAUGGACCUCUAAAGGUGAACUUUUGGGAGGACCCAAUGCACCCAUCUAAAUGGAAGCAAGAACAUUUUGUGAUUGUCUCUUUAGCUGGAUGGGGGACACUCCUGUACGGGGGUUACAAGUUCUUCACCAAAGACAAAAAGGACAAGAAGGACGAGAAAGUUGGAGAACCAUCACACUAGCUUUUCAAGCUCCUGAAUAUAUGUACAAAUAAAUAAAUCAGUGUCCCGUCUUCAGAAUAUCUACAAUGAGCAUGAUCUUCCAUGAUACAAGACACCACAGUUUUUAGGCAGUUCCAGUUUGUACAUGACUGUUGUUUAACAUGACUGGAUUUAUACAUGGUGCCUUCUCUUUUUAUGAUCA